This is a messenger RNA of Cottoperca gobio, 8421 nucleotides long. It is a transcript of the gene slc4a8, whose product is annotated as solute carrier family 4 member 8. Gene Ontology annotation, biological process: monoatomic anion transport; transmembrane transport; bicarbonate transport. Bases 200 to 3475 code for a protein of 1091 amino acids. Lineage: Eukaryota; Metazoa; Chordata; Actinopteri; Perciformes; Bovichtidae. The transcript is spliced from 25 exons. The record is from RefSeq and is a predicted model, not a curated record. Gene Ontology annotation, cellular component: plasma membrane. Gene Ontology annotation, molecular function: solute:inorganic anion antiporter activity; monoatomic anion transmembrane transporter activity; sodium:bicarbonate symporter activity.
UCAUUUUCACGGUUUACCUAAUCUUGAAGAGAUGUUUACACUCACCAUGUCCGCGAAAACAGAAGGAGUCGCAGUUACCAACUCGUGAAUGCUUCUUCAAAACGUCCUAAAACAGCGCUGAGAGGCUGAUCAGCCCCUGAGAAAGUCUCACCUGUACACUCCGUGAACACUGAGCAGGUUAACUCAAAGGGCCACGAGCAUGCCUGUCAACGACCCCGAGAGCAUGCUGAGCUACCAGAGGCCAGACGAGGAGGUGGUGGUAGACCAGGGAGGGACCAGCUCAGUACUGAACAUCCACUAUGAGAAGGAGGAAUUAGAAGGCCACAGGGCUCUGUUUGUUGGGGUUCGGAUGCCCAGGCAGAGUCAUCGUCACCACAAGGCCCACGGCUCCCGCCACCGCAAGAGAGACAGAAGGGCGGGAAGCAUCGCGGCACAACAGAGCGAGGAAAGCGAGACGGCCUGCUCCAGUCAUGACACGCCGUCCCAGCGGGUCCAGUUCAUUCUGGGAACAGAGGAGGAUGCUGAACAUGUGGCCCACGAGCUCUUCACUGAGCUGGAUGAGAUCUGUGUAAAGGAUGGAAAGGAUGCUGAGUGGAAGGAAACAGCCAGGUGGCUGAAGUUUGAGGAAGACGUGGAGGAUGGAGGGGAGCGGUGGAGCAAGCCCUACGUCGCUACUCUCUCCCUCCACAGCCUGUUUGAGCUCCGCAGUUGCCUCAUCAAUGGCAGUGUGUUGCUUGACAUGCACGCUGACAGCAUCGAAGAGAUUGCGGACAUGGUGCUGGACCACCAGGAGGCGUCCAAUGACCUGGACGACAGUGCGAGAGUGAAGGUGCGUGAGGCUCUGCUGAAGAGACACCACCACCAGAGCGAUAAGAAGAAGAACCUGAUGCCCAUCGUGCGCUCCAUCGCUGAGGGAGCCCGCAAACAGUCAGAGCCCCAUCUGACAGGGUCAGCCACAUCUCCCCAGGCUGCGCCAGCUACAGAACUCGCUAAGAACGGGGGCGGACAGGACAACACCCAUGUGGACCUCAGCAAGGUGGACCUGCAUUUCAUGAAGAAGAUCCCAGAAGGUGCAGAGGCCUCUAAUGUACUGGUGGGAGAACUGGACUUCCUGGAGAGGCCCAUCGUGGCCUUUGUCCGCCUCUCCCCUGCCGUGCUGCUCACCGGACUCACUGAGGUCCCCAUACCUACCAGGUUCCUCUUCAUUCUCCUGGGCCCAGAUGGAAAGGCUCAGCAAUACCAUGAAAUUGGACGCUCCAUGGCGACCAUCAUGACAGAUGAAAUUUUCCAUGAUGUAGCGUACAAGGCAAAGGACAGACGUGAUCUGCUGGCUGGGAUAGAUGAAUUUCUGGACCAGGUGACUGUCCUACCACCAGGAGAGUGGGACCCGUCCAUCCGCAUCGAACCCCCAAAGAAUGUCCCCUCUCAGGAGAAGAGAAAGAUGGCAGGAGUCGCUAAUGGCACAGCCGGCCAGGGAGAAGAAGAACUACAUGCUGAGCACCACGGGCCAGAGCUGCAGAGAACUGGAAGGUUGUUUGGAGGUCUGAUACUGGACAUCAAGAGGAAAGCGCCGUUCUACCUGAGUGACUUUAAGGACGGUAUGAGCCUCCAGUGUGUGGCCUCCUUCCUCUUCCUCUACUGUGCCUGCAUGUCUCCUGUCAUCACCUUUGGAGGACUGCUGGGGGAGGCGACAGAGGGACGCAUCAGCGCCAUAGAGUCCUUACUCGGUGCGUCUAUGACUGGAGUCGCCUACUCUGUGUUUGCUGGUCAGCCUCUCACCAUUCUGGGCAGCACAGGUCCUGUGCUGGUUUUUGAGAAAAUCCUCUUCAAGUUCUGCAAGGACUUCGACCUGUCCUAUCUGUCGCUGAGGACUUGCAUCGGCCUGUGGACGGCCCUGCUGUGUUUGGUGUUGGUCGCCACUGAUGCUAGCUCUCUGGUGUGCUACAUCACUCGGUUCACAGAGGAGGCCUUUGCCGCCCUCAUCUGCCUCAUCUUCAUCUACGAGGCCUUGGAGAAGCUCAUCCACCUGGGAGAAGUCUACCCCUUCAAUGCACAAGGCGAUCUGGACAAACUCACACUGGCGUACUGUAGGUGUGCAGAGCCUGAUAACCCCAGUAAUACAACCUUAGAGCUGUGGAGUGGGAGAAACGUCACAGCCUCAGCUGUUCCCUGGACCAACCUCACUGUCAAGGAGUGUAUCAGUCUGCAGGGCCAAUUUGUUGGGACGGCAUGUGGCCCCCAUGGCCCCUACACCCCAGAUGUUCUCUUCUGGUCUACCAUCUUGUUCUUUCUGACCUUCUUCAUGUCUGCCUUCCUCAAACAAUUCAAGACAAGUCGUUAUUUCCCCACCAAGGUGCGGUCCAUGAUCAGCGACUUUGCAAUUUUCCUCACGAUUGCCCUGAUGGUUCUGCUUGAUUAUGUGAUUGGCGUGCCCUCCCAGAAGUUGAAGGUGCCCAGCAAAUUCAAGCCUACCAGAGACGACCGAGGUUGGUUGAUCAAUCCAAUAGGACGCAACCCAUGGUGGACAGUUCUGGCUGCAACUAUUCCUGCUCUUCUCUGCACCAUCCUCAUCUUCAUGGACCAACAGAUAACUGCCGUCAUCAUCAACCGCAAAGAGCACAAACUGCUGAAGGGCUGUGGGUACCACCUGGACCUGCUCAUGGUCGGGGUGAUGCUGGCAGUGUGCUCCAUCAUGGGUUUGCCCUGGUUUGUAGCAGCCACGGUGCUGUCCAUCUCUCACGUCAACAGCCUGAAGCUGGAGUCAGAGAGCUCGGCUCCGGGAGAGCAGCCUCGCUUCCUGGGCAUCAUAGAACAGAGGUUCACUGGCCUGCUCAUCUUCCUGCUCAUGGGCUGCUCUGUAUUCAUGACUGGAGCCCUGCAGUUCAUUCCUAUGCCAGUGCUGUAUGGUGUUUUCCUUUACAUGGGAGUCUCUUCUCUAAAAGGCAUCCAGUUCUUUGACCGUCUGAAGCUGUUCGGCAUGCCGGCGAAGCACCAGCCGGACUUCAUCUACCUGCGCCACGUCCCCUUGAGGAAGGUGCACCUGUUCACUAUCACCCAGCUCACCUGUCUGGUGCUGCUCUGGGUCAUCAAGACCUCACCUGCCGCUAUCGUCUUCCCCAUGAUGGUGCUUGCUCUGGUUUUCAUCCGCAAAAUGAUGGACUGGUGUUUCUCCAAGCGAGAGCUAAGUUACCUGGAUGACCUUAUGCCUGAGUGGAAGAAAAAAAACCUUGAUGAUGCCUCCAAAACGAUAGAAGAGGAAUCACAGGUUAUGCUCAAUACAAACACGGAAGAUACUACAACUUCUGUUCAGAUUCCCAUGGAGCGCAGCAAGCCUGUUCCGACCCCCAAAGCACAUGACCCCAGGUGUGACCCCUCUGAUAUUAAUAUAUCUGAUGAAAUGUCUAAAACUACCGUCUGGAAAUCCCUCAACUCCAAUCAAAGGGACACUCGUCCUGUGGCUGCUAAGAAGGAUUGAAGGGAUCACGUUCAUAGACGAAUAAACGAUGUCCGCCGACAGACUCUAAUUCUGGACCACAGGACACUACAAUUUGGCUGCUUUGACCGUCAGCCACUUCAGUGGUUAGAGAAACAAGUCUCGAUGAUUUCUACCAGCUACCUGCAACACAUAAUACUGUCCACAAGCACACAGUCAAAGAGAAGGUAGUAAACUCUCGCGCACGUAGAUAGACAUACACAUGCACUUCUAUCUUUGUGAGGAUUAGAAAUACUUUUAGAAUCUUUAUUCCCUAAAAUUAAGCCAGUGUUUAACUAAUCCUAACUCUGAUCCCUUCACUAUAAACUAGCACCAACUUCAGCAACGUUAACCAUCUUACCAAAUCUCAACCAUCAUCAUCGUCUACUUUCAGCUUUCUACUAAACCAGACGGAGAAGCCCUUAGUGAUCAGUUCUGGCUUGUUCACUGCCUUUGGCUUCCUGUCUUAAUGGUGAGGUUGAAGGAUGAUGUAAAGCAUGACACUUAAAGGCGUCCUCUCCUACAGCAGCAAUCACCUUUGAAAAUCGAAUAGUAUCGAAUAGUUCUGUUUUAAUUCAUUUGCGUCUAAUAAUGUAAUCGUGAGACACAUCGUGGAGCGGCUCCAUUCACAGAGACAGUGAAUAAUGAAGGACACUGUGACAGCUGCUGGCAGCCAUCGGGAUUUCACUGAGAUAAAGGGACAUUUACUGAUUCACACCUGAAAGCCAUGCAUUUCGAUCUAUCAUUUCAAACAGCCUCACAACAUGCCGGUUAGUCAGUCAGUCAGUGUCACUGGUCUGUGUGGAUGAUUCAUUUUGAACUCAUGGGGGCACAGCUGCUGUUUGUCUAUAGAUAUCCACUUUACUGCCUAACAUCUAUAAAAUAGCUCAAAAUAAUUUAUCUUGUAGAGUGGAUUCUUUAUUUAAUAUCAGAACUAGCAAUGGCCAAAGCUGUAAACUGAAUCCUAGCGCAGAUAUAAACCAGGAAUAUGUCCAGUUAAUACAACAGUCCUGCAAUACAUCCUACCUCCAUGAAGCUAAUGAUGUUUGUUUCAGAAAAGAGUAGAUAUGAAGGCCUCGUUCCAAGGUAACGAAAACACAACGUUUCUUAGUUUCAAGUGAUCGUACACUAAUGAAAACAUAGUUAUGAAUACUAUAUUAAUUUCUGCUAAUAGAUACUCCUAAAUCCUACACACUGGACCUUUAAAUGUAGCUAGUUAACAACUUAUUUCACUACUGUUUAAUCUGCAAUAAAUGAAAUAUCUUUGCCCACUUGGGGGCACCAGAAACCGGAUGUAAACCCAACAUGGACACAUUAUCUCCUUAUUAUAAUCAUCAUCAACCAAGUAGAUACUGUGAACUUGUUGGCAAAAAGUUGCUUAUUUACAUCCAGCAGAUAUGGAGAAACAUAAUUGUUUGUGUUUUUGGCCUCCUGAUGAAUAUUCACUCUGCUUUUACCUCCUGAGAAAGUUAUCUGACUCUUUAGCUGCUCGAUUCUUCACAAUGUUCACCAGGUAGUUGCUAACUGUGUCUGUCUGCUGUUUGGUGCUAAGCAGCAGUGUUGGGGAAGCUACUUUGAAAGCGUAGCUUAGCAGCCUACCAAGUUCUUCACACUGGAAGAGGUUUACCUACACCAGAGGACCUAUGGGAGAAAUAUAGUUUGCUUAACUACUUAGAAAAAAGUAUUCCAUACUACUCAAUUUGACCAUGUACAUGUGAUACAAAUGUUUAAGAAAAUAUAAUACCACCAAAAAAUGACAUUGUCAUACAUAAAGCAAAACAAUUAAAUACCCCAACCUCUUUUUUGACUUGCACCACACCGUAUGAGCAGCUUGAACACUGGUCUGAACAAUGUGUCUAUAUUCUGGCUUGUCAGAACAGAAUCACAAAGUUAAAUUACAGUAAAGAAGCAAUGGUGCAUGAACUCAUUCGUUUCCUUUUAUGGCCCAACAUUGUUUUUAGUAGCAGUAAAAACAAAAAAAGGAUUUAAACUACUUGAAUCACUAUGCAAAUAUGAAUGUAGUUAAACUACCAGCAAGCUACUGCAAAAUGCAGUUAAACUGUUAGUUCAUCACUACAAGCAACCUCUUUCAAAUACAAGUAGUCAUGUGAUCCACCGUUAAACUUUAGACAUUUAGUCCUCACAAAAAUAGAAGAACACACACACGCAUCUAACAACAACAACAACAACCUCUCUUCUCCCUUGUUCACCCUUUCAUCACAAACAUCCCCCGGGUUUCACCACCUGGGCUACAUGAUGGAGAGGAAAUGCUCCUUUUAAAACAAAACAUGUUAUUUUUAUUAAUCGAAGUAGGCCGUCCGUCAUCAUUCCUUAAAUCUACUAAAGGUAUCUUUUUAUUUAAUGUGAGUGUGUUAUUUUUCUUAAUAGUGACGAUACGGUUGAUUAUUUGUUAGGUUUUAAAACUACGUUGCAGGUUCAGUGAUAAAUAGCCAAAUCUUCUUUUGGGGCAUAAAAGUUUGUAUCAGUUUUGUGUGAUGUAAACUGAAAAUGUUAGAAGACCGACUUCAGUUGAAGCAGCGGCAUCAAUAACUUGUUUUUUGAGCAGUAAUAUUUUCCCUUUAUGGUCGUUUGUCUUUCAACUAAUGAUUGUGUACAACAGAGGUUGUUCUACAGAAUAUUUGUCCUGUGUUAGUGCAGUGUCUUAUUUCUUUACCUCAGACAAGUUCAUGAAUCCUCCUGCAGUUCAGCAGAGAGAGGGUGUGUGUGUGUGUGUGUGUGUGUGUGUGUGUGUGUGUGUGUGUGUGUGUGUGUGUGUGUGUGUGUGUGUGUGUGUGUGCAAGAGAGGGAGUGUUAGUCCCUUUGAGUAUCAGGAAAAUAAUGAUUGUUUCAUUUUGUUUUUGGGGGGAGCUGCAGGGCUUUCUUUUAAGCAAUAAUUUACCUAAAAUCCAACCCAAAUUGACCGUACCACAACUCUUUAUUUAUCAGGGUCCUUUUGGGCCAGUGCAACCUUUUUUAUCCAUCCCUGUGUGGAUUCAAAGCAGUUCAGGAUAGAUAAACACGGUUCAACUAUAACGUGCUCCCCCUCAUUCUUAAUUAUCAGUCACAUCUGGUGGUCUUUAAUUCAUUCUCUCGUUUUGUCUUACUUUUGAGUUUUACACUCCAGUGUCACCUCAAAGCUCGGAGAGCCAAAGGAAGCAGAAAGAUUAUGGUGUGAAAGAAUGACCUUUUAAUAAUACUUUAUUUGUAGUUGCACUUUCUGUAGAUAAAUAAUUUGAAAUAUAUUUUAUUUUGAAGAAUCUACUAAGCAAUGAAAUGAUUUUAUAAUCAUUUAUUACAGUUAUUUAUUUUUAGAUAUACAACGAGUUCUCUUUACUUUCUGUAUAUACUAUAUUAGGUGAGAUGAUCUAAGAGAAAAGCUGAAGAAUGCAGCACAUGAAAAAUAUACUUAUAUGAAUGAAUUCAAUAAAAUACCUUCAAAAGUUAUGAUGAAGAGAGCAAAGAGCUCUGAUCGGAGACAUCCGGAUGUCGUCUAAUAAACCGCGAUUGUCACACUUUUGUCCUCGAUGGACCUAGAGAGCCUUGAAACUGAUCAUAAACCAAUUAUUGAUUAGUAAUUAGACAAUAAACGUUGAAUGACUCAUCAUUUCAGGCAUUUUUGCCUUUUAUUUUUGAUAGAAAUGUGACAGGAAAUAAGGGGAGAAAUUGGGGAUGACAUGCAACAGGUCCCAGGACAAACUCACCAUUUAUUUGAAGAUGGAUCUUUACUUUAACGUUAAAUAUCAGAGGAUGAACACAUUAAUAUUCAUCUAUCUAAUGUUGUUGAUCCAUUAAUUGAUGGAUUAAUGUAGUCGUGUUUAAAACUCCCUGUCUUACCGUCCAGUUGAAUAUCAAUUCAUGAGUUGUUUUAUUACCAUUUUCACGGCUACCUCCUCUAGAGUCUCCAUCAUUUCUAUUCAAGUGACUUUAAAGCAGAGUGCACAAGUACAGUAAUCUAUCACUGUAACAUCACAUGCAGUAAUACCUCCUCCAAGACACGUAUGAAAGUUUUGUACAUUGUGUUUGCUGUCAUGUACUUCUGCUUUGACUUUUGAAUGUGAAUAUUCUCUGUGUGUCCGAGGACCCAUAACUAAACUAACGAAUGGCAUGACUAAAUAUUAUUCAUUGUGUACAUAUAUGUAUUCUAAAUUACAUGAGUGAGUGCAAACAAAUGAAGUGUAAAAUGAGAAAAGACGAGAUCAAAUUGUGAAAAAAAACACUUUUAAACAUCCAGAGCUGUAGAAGUGUUUUAACAAAAUAACUUAAUUAUUAAGCAAUUGUUCUAGUCAUUUUUAAUAAGCAUCAUGUGUCUUAAACUUGAUUUUCAAAUCAUUAAUGUAUAUGCGAAUGUAUAGUAAACAUACAGUUAAAUGCCUUCAGUAUACUGUAUGUUUACUGCAUAUACAUGUGACUCAGAAGGGUCAUACAUUUUCGAUGGAUGUGAGUAUAAAUAUACGUGCAGUACGUGUGUGCCUGUCAUAGAAUACGUAACCAUUUCCUGUUGUGCUGUCCUUUGACAUCUGACCAAAAACAGGCCUUUUAAAAGCCAUUAAUGAGGCACAGGCUGCCGAGAUAACUUCAUCAUCCCUGUGUCCCAUUUUGUACCAUUUCUUUGUCGCACAGCUCAUUUUUAAGUGUAGAUAAAAGUGAAAACUGUGCACUGUGUGAAGCUUUGUCCUUCUAAUGAAUAUUAGACAAAACUCGUGACUGUUUUAAAGGACAAAGUCGGAGUGACGGAAGAAGAGAAGGAUAUAUAAGACAGAGAGAGAGAUGUUAGAAAGCAGGAGGCUUUCCCUGAAAAGAGCACUUGUACUGCAGAAACCUUAAUCUUAUAGUCUUGGAGCCAUAGAAAGAGCGAUGCCUUGUCUUGAGCAAAAAUAAUUCUACAUGUUUUAUAUGUAUAUGUAAUUUAAAUUUUGGUUAUGUAAAAAUUAAAAAUAAAUACAGUUAAA